AUGGCGUCAACAAAAUCCUCAACAACGGCACUGAUCCUCUGUGGGAAGAUCCCGGGACAUAUCGAGCCGAUGAUCAAUCUACUUCGAUCGGACGGCUAUGAUGUAAUACACAACGUGCGCACCCUGCCGAGCGCACUCUUGGAACUCCCAGCUCUCCUCCGUACAACCGUUGGCUGCGAGACCCAGCCGCCAUCAUCAGGGUUCGGGUCUAAUGCGACGGCCGCCUCGGCGGAGGACCGCACGCCUGGGAGCGAAGUCAAGGCGGUGGUCGUCGGGGGUGGAUAUAGUCCCGAGGAGUUCGAGGAGAUUAAGGGCGCUUGUGAUGGCGUGAAAGAGCUACCAUUCUUCCGCGCAGACGUGACCAAGAAGCGCUCAGAUGGGCAAGAAGCGCAGGGUGGAGCAGCAGGGCCACCGCCAGUGGAGGAAUUGAAGGGGAGGUUGGUGCAGGCUUUGAAGGCAGCGGACACGGCAGCUGGGGAGGGCGGAGGAUGGCAGCCCGGGGUCUACUUGUUCUGA
Cyphellophora attinorum is the source of this 516-nucleotide messenger RNA. RefSeq lists its product as uncharacterized. The transcript is spliced from 3 exons. Lineage: Eukaryota; Fungi; Ascomycota; Eurotiomycetes; Chaetothyriales; Cyphellophoraceae. The record is from RefSeq and is a predicted model, not a curated record. Bases 1 to 516 code for a protein of 171 amino acids.